Molecule: messenger RNA, 1698 nt
Organism: Aspergillus tanneri
Lineage: Eukaryota; Fungi; Ascomycota; Eurotiomycetes; Eurotiales; Aspergillaceae
Gene: SFH1
Product: putative RSC complex subunit Sfh1
Exons: 4
Coding region: 1-1698 (565 amino acids)
Biological process (GO): chromatin remodeling; regulation of transcription by RNA polymerase II
Cellular component (GO): nuclear chromosome; RSC-type complex; nucleus
Molecular function (GO): zinc ion binding; transcription coregulator activity
Source: RefSeq, a predicted model, not a curated record
AUGUCCCCUCUUAGAGGCUAUAUUACAUCUUAUCCCCCGCGAGUGCGCCAGUAUGGGAAUGCACUCCUCACUCCUGUCAUCCCUCCGAGCCAAGUCGGCCCUACACCACGAACGACAAAACGAGGGACCGUUGCGAUCAAUUAUGCAGAGGAUGGCUUUGAUGAUGAUGAUUUCGAGGAUAGUGAAGGGCCUCGGCGGCCCACAGGACUGAGGAGUCUCCGACGAGAAGAAUCGACAUUUGAGAAAGUUCCUCUCGCGGAGAAGUUAGGGAAAGAGAUCCAUGCUCCCGUUGAGGUUCAAGGUGUAUUUCGAGAUUGGAUGAUUAAAAGGAUGUUACGACCUGCUUGCGCGGACCAAUUACAAAUCCAAGCACAGCUACCUUUAACACUCAUACCUAUUCGGAUUGAUUUGGAAGUUCCAGCGCAUCAACCAUUGGAACCUUUUCCCCUGCCACGGACUGUCGUGGAUCCAGCAAUUAAUCCUACAUUACCUGGGUAUAGGCGUCCCGACCCCUUGCCUGCCUAUCGCAUCAAGGAUACCUUCCUUUGGAACCUCCACGAGGCUCUAGCGACUCCAGAGGAGUUUGCAAUUGGGUUUGUUCGCGACAUGGACUUGCCCAAUCCACAAGCCAUGACUAUGGCGAUCAGCAACCAGAUACGCCAACAGUUAGAAGAAUUUGCCGGGGUUGCGCUUCAUCCAUUGUUCCAGAGUACACAACCAAAACCUGCACCAACUUCUCAAAAUAGCCUCUCACGAGAGGUGUCCAUGACCCCGGCCUUUCCUCAUAUCGCAACGCCUGAUAGCAGAGCUAAUGCGGUCACGGUUACCAAAGAACCUCUCGUUAACGAUAGUAUUCUGAACCCUGAUGAUGCAUAUCGGUGCUUGAUACAUUUGAACAUCAAUUUGCAGAACAAGUUGUAUACUGAUAAAUUCGAAUGGUCACUAUUACACCCUCCUGGUAUGGCAGAGGAGUUUGCCAAAAUUACCUGCGCCGACUUAGGUUUGGGUGGAGAAUGGGUCGGCGCUAUCUCACACGGCAUUUACGAGGCUGUUUUGAAAUUGAAGAAGGAGGUUUGUGAAAGUGGCGGGCUCAUCAGUGGCAUAGGAGGCUAUGGGAACGAAAUCGAUAAUCAAGCGGCCAAUGGCACCGAGGCGGGCUGGCGUUAUGACCCCGAAGGUCUUGGCGAUGAAUGGGAACCCAAGGUAGAAACCCUUUCGAAGGAAGAAAUCGAAAAGCGAGAAGGCGAUCGUGAGCGUCAGAUUCGACGCUUGAGGCGAGAAACGGCCCGAUUCUCUUCCACAGCGGGAAUUACUCCGGAGGUUUCCCGACAAGGCAGUGGGUAUUUUGAUGUUGAUAGUGAAACCCCACUGGGUCGAGGCGAAAGAAGCAAACGAAAAAAGCGUUUCCGCAGCCUGAGCCCAGGUGCGAGGGGAGGCACCCCUGGUGGGCGAGGCACUCCCGACACCGGCUCAGGAGCGGGUUACGGCGGUGGCGGUGGUACACUACCUGACUGGGAACGACAGAAUUGGCGAUGCAGCAACUGCAUGGUCUGGGGUACCGCCGUCUGGGCAAUGCGGGAUGGCCCAGCCGGUACAAAGUCCCUGUGCCAUAACUGCGGUCUUUUGUAUGAACGAGACAAGGUUGCCCCAGAAUGGUCGAGAGAUCUACACCGACACGACGUGCCUAUUGGCCGAUGA